CGCUGGUGCAAGAGGCGCCUGGAGCCGCAGAGCGAGCCCGGGAGGCGCGGAGCGAGCAGCCCACGUCGCCAGGCACAAGACACGUCGGAUGUUGCAGCAGAGCCAGCAGCUAGCGCAGGAUUUCACUAUGUUGCCUAGACUGAUCUCGAACUUCUGGUCUCAAGUGAUCCUCCCACCUCGGCCUCCCAAAGUGUUGGGAUUACGGGCAUGAGCCACCUCUCCCAGCUUGUUCUUGCAUUUUGUAAGAUCACAUAGAGUAUCAAAACUGGAAAGGACCUGGGCCAUCACUUCCCUGAGAAAAAGUGACUUUCUCAAGGUCAUGCAGUUAGUAGCAAUGCUGGAACUGAACGCCUACCCCGCAGAUCACAACAUGACCUGUGAAAGGACCUAUCCUGCAGCACUUUGGAGUUUCGUGCCGACCCAAUUAGUGGCUUUGUCUUUGGGAAAUUUACUUCCCCAAAACACUGGGACAUUGGGAUGGAAUUCACUCACCCCAAAUCAUCACCCUGGUUAAGGAGACUAAAGAAUCAGAAGACAUUUGUGCUUUGGGGAGCAGAGGCCCUCAGGGUAUAGAGAAGGAAGAAGAGAGAGGUUCACUGUAGUCCUGAAGCAGAAAUAAGACCUGUGGCUGAAGGAAGCCUUAGCAAUUCACUCCUUCCUCUUCCUGAGAACUCUCUGUAGGAAGUCUCACCUAGCAGAGGCUUCACAGUAUUUCAGAGAAGCCAAAGAUUGUUUGCCUCUUUGGAAACUGUUAUCCUUCCAUCAUGACUGUGUCACUCCUGCCACUGUUCCACCACAGAGGUGGGUGCCUAGUAUUAGAGAGUUGUUUCACACACAUGGCUCAUUCCUCAAGCCUCGCUAAGCCAAGCCCGCCAGGAAGAAGCUUGAGUGGAAGCAUUCUCUCCAGCCACAUCUUUCUCUCUUUCUCUCAUACUAGAUGGCGUCCUUUGCAGCAAACCGCGCCCAGACACCAUGUCACAACCCUCCAGAACUGACGUUGGCAGGAAGUAGAGACUUUGUCGCCUGUGUCCCCCAUCCUCACCAUGUCUUCGACUCAGGGCAAUGGGGAACACUGGAAGUCCCUGGAGUCAGUGGGCAUCAGCCGCAAAGAGCUAGCGAUGGCCGAAGCCCUGCAGAUGGAGUAUGAUGCCCUGUCCCGGCUCCGGCAUGACAAGGAGGAGAACAGAGCCAAGCAGAACGCAGACCCCUCUCUCAUCAGUUGGGAUGAGCCUGGGGUAGACUUUUACAGCAAGCCAGCAGGAAGGCGGACCGACCUCAAGCUGUUACGCGGUCUCUCUGGCUCUGAUCCUACCCUCAACUACAACUCACUCUCCCCACAGGAAGGGCCGCCCAACCACUCUACCUCCCAAGGGCCACAGCCUGGCUCAGAUCCCUGGCCCAAAGGCUCCCUGUCUGGAGACUAUCUCUACAUUUUUGAUGGUUCAGAUGGGGGAGUCUCUUCGUCCCCAGGACCAGGGGACAUAGAGGGCUCUUGCAAGAAACUAUCCCCACCUCCUCUGCCUCCCCGAGCUUCUAUCUGGGAUACCCCUCCCCUGCCUCCCAGAAAGGGGUCCCCCUCAUCCUCCAAGAUCUCCCAGCCCAGUGACAUCAACACUUUCUCUUUGGUCGAACAAUUGCCGGGCAAACUGCUAGAGCAUCGGAUCCUAGAAGAGGAAGAGGUGCCGGGAGGUGGGGGUCAGGGGCGCCUACUGGGGUCUGUGGACUAUGAUGGUAUCAAUGAUGCAAUUACUAGGCUCAACUUGAAAUCGACCUAUGAUGCGGAGAUGUUGCGGGAUGCCACCAGGGGCUGGAAGGAGGGCCGAGGGCCGCUGGACUUCAGCAAAGACACCUCUGGAAAACCCGUGGCCAGGAGCAAGACUAUGCCCCCUCAGGUGCCCCCCCGCACCUAUGCCUCCCGCUAUGGCAACCGAAAGAAUGCGACGCCUGGCAAGAACCGCCGGAUUUCUGCAGCCCCGGUGGGCUCCCGGCCCCACACUGUUGCCAAUGGCCAUGAGUUGUUUGAGGUCUCAGAAGAGAGAGAUGAGGAGGUUGCUGCAUUUUGCCACAUGCUGGAUAUCCUUCGAUCUGGCUCUGACAUCCAAGACUACUUCCUCACUGGCUAUGUCUGGAGUGCUGUCACCCCUAGCCCAGAGCACCUCGGGGAUGAGGUCAACCUGAAGGUGACUGUGUUGUGUGACAGGCUUCAAGAGGCACUCACUUUCACCUGCAACUGUUCCUCCACUGUAGACUUGCUUAUCUACCAGACCCUGUGCUACACCCAUGAUGACCUGAGGAAUGUGGACGUGGGUGACUUUGUGCUAAAGCCCUGCGGGCUGGAGGAGUUCCUGCAGAACAAGCAUGCCUUGGGCAGUCAUGAGUACAUCCAAUACUGCCGCAAGUUUGACAUUGACAUUCGGCUACAGCUGAUGGAGCAGAAGGUUGUGCGCAGUGACCUGGCCCGGACGGUGAAUGAUGACCAGAGCCCCUCCACCUUGAACUACCUCGUCCAUCUCCAAGAGAGGCCUGUCAAGCAGACCAUCAGCAGGCAGGCCCUGAGUCUUCUGUUCGACACUUACCACAAUGAGGUGGAUGCCUUCCUGCUGGCUGAUGGAGACUUCCCACUGAAGGCUGACAGGGUGGUCCAGUCCGUCAAGGCCAUCUGCAACGCCCUGGCCGCCGUGGAAACCCCUGAGAUCACCAAUGCUCUCAACCAGCUGCCCCCCUGCCCCUCCCGCAUGCAGCCUAAAAUUCAGAAGGAUCCCAGUGUCUUGGCUGUGAGGGAAAACCGAGAGAAGGUCGUGGAAGCCCUGACCGCUGCCAUCUUGGACCUAGUGGAGCUGUACUGCAACACAUUCAACGCAGACUUCCAGACGGCAGUGCCCGGGAGCCGCAAGCAUGACCUGGUCCAGGAGGCCUGCCAUUUCGCCAGGUCCCUGGCCUUCACUGUCUAUGCCACCCACCGCAUCCCCAUCAUCUGGGCUACCAGCUAUGAAGAUUUCUACCUCUCCUGCUCCCUCAGCCACGGCGGCAAGGAGCUGUGCAGCCCCCUGCAGACCCGAAGAGCUCACUUCUCCAAGUACCUCUUCCACCUCAUCGUCUGGGACCAGCAGAUCUGCUUCCCAGUGCAGGUGAACCGGCUGCCUCGGGAGACACUGCUGUGUGCCACUCUCUAUGCUCUGCCCAUCCCCCCACCGGGGAGCUCCUCAGAGGCCAAUAAGCAGCGGCGGGUGCCUGAAGCCCUGGGCUGGGUCACUACCCCACUCUUCAACUUCAGGCAGGUCCUGACCUGUGGCCGGAAGCUUCUGGGUUUGUGGCCAGCAACACAGGAAAAUCCCAGCGCCCGUUGGAGUGCACCUAAUUUCCACCAGCCAGACAGUGUCAUCCUGCAGAUUGACUUCCCCACCUCGGCCUUUGACAUCAAGUUCACCAGCCCCCCUGGAGACAAGUUCAGCCCCCGCUAUGAGUUUGGCAGCCUCCGGGAAGAAGACCAGCGCAAGCUUAAAGACAUCAUGCAGAAAGAGUCCUUGUACUGGCUCACUGAUGCUGACAAGAAGCGCCUGUGGGAGAAGCGAUAUUACUGCCACUCGGAGGUGAGCUCGCUCCCCCUGGUGCUCGCCAGCGCCCCCAGCUGGGAGUGGGCUUGCCUGCCUGACAUCUAUGCUCUCCUGAAGCAGUGGACCCACAUGAACCACCAGGAUGCCCUGGGGCUCCUGCAUGCCACCUUCCCGGACCAGGAGGUGCGUCGUAUGGCUGUGCAGUGGAUUGGCUCACUCUCAGAUGCUGAGCUGCUAGACUACCUGCCCCAGCUGGUACAGGCCCUGAAGUAUGAAUGCUACCUGGACAGCCCGUUGGUGCGCUUCCUCCUGAAACGAGCUGUGUCUGACUUGAGAGUGACUCACUACUUCUUCUGGUUACUGAAGGACGGCCUCAAGGACUCUCAGUUCAGCAUCCGCUACCAGUAUCUGCUGGCAGCCUUACUGUGCUGCUGUGGCAAGGGGCUGAGAGAAGAGUUUAACCGCCAGUGCUGGCUUGUCAAUGCCCUGGCCAAACUGGCCCAGCAGGUCCGGGAGGCAGCCCCAUCUGCAAGGCAGGGAAUCCUCCGCAUAGGCCUGGAGGAGGUGAAGCAGUUCUUUGCCCUCAAUGGCUCGUGCCGCUUGCCACUCAGCCCCAGUCUGCUGGUUAAGGGAAUCGUGCCCAGGGACUGUUCCUACUUCAACUCCAAUGCUGUCCCCCUCAAACUCUCCUUCCAAAAUGUGGAUCCCCUGGGUGAGAACAUCCGUGUCAUCUUCAAGUGUGGGGACGACCUUCGCCAGGACAUGCUAACGCUGCAGAUGAUUCGCAUCAUGAGCAAGAUCUGGGUCCAGGAGGGGCUGGACAUGCGCAUGGUCAUCUUCCGCUGCUUCUCCACCGGCCGGGGCAGAGGGAUGGUGGAGAUGAUCCCUAAUGCCGAGACCCUGCGUAAGAUCCAGGUGGAGCAUGGGGUGACCGGCUCGUUCAAGGACCGGCCCCUGGCAGACUGGCUGCAGAAACACAACCCUGGGGAGGACGAGUAUGAGAAGGCUGUGGAGAACUUUAUCUACUCCUGCGCUGGCUGCUGCGUGGCCACGUACGUCUUGGGCAUCUGUGACCGACAUAACGACAACAUCAUGCUGAAGACCACUGGUCACAUGUUCCACAUUGAUUUUGGCCGCUUCCUGGGCCAUGCCCAGAUGUUUGGCAACAUCAAGCGGGACCGUGCCCCCUUUGUCUUCACCUCGGACAUGGCGUAUGUCAUCAACGGGGGUGACAAGCCUUCCAGCCGCUUCCAUGAUUUUGUUGACCUUUGCUGCCAAGCCUACAACCUCAUUCGCAAGCACACCCACCUCUUCCUCAACCUUCUGGGCCUGAUGUUGUCCUGUGGGAUCCCUGAACUCUCAGACCUGGAGGACCUCAAGUAUGUGUACGAUGCCCUGAGGCCUCAGGAUACAGAGGCCAAUGCCACUACCUACUUCACUAGGUUGAUUGAGUCCAGCCUGGGCAGUGUAGCCACAAAGCUCAAUUUUUUCAUCCAUAAUCUGGCUCAGAUGAAGUUCAUGGGCUCAGAUGACCGGCUGACCCUCUCCUUUGCCUCCCGAACACACACUCUCAAGAGCUCUGGCCGAAUCAGUGAUGUUUUCCUCUGCCGCCAUGAGAAGAUCUUCCACCCCAACAAAGGCUAUAUAUAUGUGGUAAAGGUGAUGCGAGAGAACACUCACGAGGCCACCUAUAUCCAGCGGACCUUUGAGGAGUUCCAGGAAUUACACAAUAAGUUGCGGCUGCUCUUCCCUUCUUCCCACUUGCCCAGCUUCCCUAGUCGCUUCGUGAUCGGCCGCUCCCGGGGAGAGGCGGUGGCCGAGCGGCGGAGGGAGGAGCUAAACGGUUACAUCUGGCACUUGAUCCACGCACCCCCCGAGGUGGCCGAGUGUGAUUUGGUGUACACCUUCUUCCACCCACUGCCCCGGGAUGAGAAGGCUAUGGGCACCAGCCCAGCUCCUAAGUCCUCAGAUGGCACAUGGGCCCAGCCCGUCGGAAAGGUGGGAGGGGAGGUGAAGCUGUCCAUCUCCUACAAAAACAAUAAACUCUUCAUCAUGGUGAUGCAUAUUCGGGGCUUGCAACUGCUCCAGGAUGGAAAUGACCCUGACCCCUAUGUGAAAAUUUACCUCCUUCCUGACCCUCAGAAAACCACUAAGAGGAAAACCAAAGUGGCCCGGAAAACCUGCAAUCCUACCUACAAUGAGAUGUUGGUAUAUGAUGGGAUCCCCAAGGGAGACCUGCAGCAGCGGGAGCUCCAGCUGAGCGUGCUGAGUGAGCAGGGAUUCUGGGAGAACGUCCUGCUCGGUGAGGUGAACAUCCGCCUGCGAGAGCUGGACCUGGCUCAGGAGAAGACCGGCUGGUUCGCCCUGGGAUCUCGAAGUCAUGGCACCUUGUGAGCCCAGCAGAGCCACCACCCAGCAUCCCAGGCUGGUGGCAGGAGCUGGGGGAGAGGACUCUCCCCUGUGAGACUCCUCCUUGUGAAGGGCCAGGGCCCUGGGCAGGCCUCCAGCUCGGUCCAGGUGAUUCUGGCCUCUGUGGUAGGAGGCAGGGAGAGUAAGACAUGCUCUGCUGUCUCCUCCUCUGGAGACUGAACUUGGGUUGGUUGUGAUGAGCAGCCCCUUGGAGGCUGUGAGGUUGCAGCAAAGUUUUAAGUUUACCUUGUGUCAAGGGAGCAAUGCUUGGUUUGGGGAGUGUGUGGGGUGGGCUGUAUGAAGUAGCAUUUUGGGGGUGGGUGGGUGGAUAUCUUAAUUUUUAUUUUUAAAAAAUGAAAUAGUGAUGUUGUCCUAACUGGGACAGGAAGCCUUGCGAGAAGGGACGUACCUAUGCCCCAGAAGGCAAGAGAGGAAGACUAUUUGGACUUUUUGUAUGAUUAAGGUUCUUAUUGGACUUUUCCCUAGGGUUUUUUGGUUGUUGUUGUUGUUGUUUCGUUUUCUAGCUAUAGGAACUAUUUGGGGAGGGGCCCAGUGGGUCCUCGGCCAGAGCCCUCUCUAAGGACAGGUUGGGGAGGGUUGGGGAGGGCUGCCUGUGCUGGACUGAGGCUUGCACCACUGGGCCUUUCUGAUUUUGCCUCCAAAGGAGAGCGCUGUGAUACCUACAUGUGUAAGGAAGGGCCUUCCGUAUUGGGGUUCUGCCAAGGACCCGUAUUCAGGGACCCAUGCUCUUUUGGGGGGACUUUUCCUCUUGUCUUCCCUACUUUAUUAGGACUUGCCCUGAAUACCAUUUUCUACCCCUUGCCCCUCCAUUCUCCUGGCCCUUCUGGGGGUCAGCUGGUCUCUAUGAAUAUGCUGGGGGUGCUUCCCCAUAGGUCUCUCCCUUCAUUUGUCUCUGGUGAGACAAAAUACUGACUCAGUCCUUAGAUGUAGUUUCACCCAAGAGCAUCUUGGCCCUGGGAAGAGGUCCCUAGGCUGCAGAUGCUACUGACUGCUUGCUAGGUAGCCUCUGGAAAGCAUUCCCCAUCCAUCACUCCCCACUUCUUUCUGCUGUGCUGCUUCCCUCCCAAACUCCAUUUCUGUCACCCUUUUUAUAAGACUUUUCCUCAUUCUGUGGGGCCAUAAACCUAUUUAGUCUGGAGCCAAAGGGAUGCCCUAUCUGAAGGAAAGGGGCAUGGGGUGGGGGAUUCCAUCAAAACUGUUGUUUUUUGCCUCAUGAUUUUUCUUUGGUCAGUAGGAGGCUGGAUUGGAGUGGUGAUUAUUCCCCUGGAGCUAAGCUCAGGAGCCCGAAGGGAGAGACUGAGACUGACUCCCUUAUCUCUUCAUAUUCUUUAUUCCCUACCAGAUGGAUAUUUUUUUUUUUUUUUUUUUUUUUUGGAGACGGAGUCUCGCCCUGUCGCCAGGCUGGAGUGUAGUGGCAUGAUCUCGACUCACUGCAAACUCUGCCUCCCGGGUUCAAGCGAUUCUCCUACCUCAGCCUCCCGAGUAGCUGGGAUUACAGGCAUGUGCCACCACGCCAAGCUAAUUUUUGUAUUUUUAGUAGAGACGGGGUUUCACCAUGUUGGCCAGGAUGGUCUCGAUCUCUUGACCUCGUGAUCUGCCUGCCUUGGCCUCCCAAAGUGCUGGGAUUACAGGCGUGAGCCACCAUGCCCCGCCCCAGAUGGAUUUUACAUUUGCUCUUUUGUGUUUCACUCCAAAGGGUUGUCUUCCUCGCCAAAAGGAGGGAGGGACUUUGAAUUUGAUAUGAAUCUUUAAAACCAGAAUUGGCUGGAUAUUUCCCAUGAUUGGGAAAACAGUGAAAUGAGGACAUUCUGUAAACUGUCCCUCCCUAAUUCCAAGGAUCAGAAACUCCCCGUUUUGCUGACUCAUUCCAUAACUGGAGAAAGAAGCUCCAUUGACCGAAGCCACAGGGCAGCAUGGAAGUUUAAAUUUUCUCUAAAAUUAAAAUGCCAAGGAUAAAGCUGGCUGCUUCCAGGAGGGGGAAGAGGAGUGGGGAGUGGGCGGUGAAACUUUUCCAGAUGAACGGACCAUAAAUGUGUUACUGGCUUUGUGCUUGUAGCUCAUUUUAUUAUGACCUAUAUGCUCCUGAUUUAAAGAGAUCUGUGUACUGUUUACUUCCCACUUCCCAGAAUCCCUUGUAUCUCCUUUCUCGGGAAUUGUAUUUUCUAAUAAAUGACAUUUGAGAACAAAA
This is a messenger RNA of Pan troglodytes (chimpanzee), 8172 nucleotides long. RefSeq names its product phosphatidylinositol-4-phosphate 3-kinase catalytic subunit type 2 beta (gene PIK3C2B). Lineage: Eukaryota; Metazoa; Chordata; Mammalia; Primates; Hominidae. Gene Ontology annotation, biological process: phosphatidylinositol-mediated signaling; phosphatidylinositol-3-phosphate biosynthetic process; phosphatidylinositol 3-kinase/protein kinase B signal transduction. Gene Ontology annotation, molecular function: 1-phosphatidylinositol-3-kinase activity; phosphatidylinositol binding; 1-phosphatidylinositol-4-phosphate 3-kinase activity. The transcript has 34 exons. The record is from RefSeq and is a predicted model, not a curated record. Bases 1044 to 5948 code for a protein of 1634 amino acids. Gene Ontology annotation, cellular component: phosphatidylinositol 3-kinase complex; plasma membrane; cytoplasm.